Molecule: messenger RNA, 533 nt
Organism: Paramecium primaurelia
Lineage: Eukaryota; Ciliophora; Oligohymenophorea; Peniculida; Parameciidae
Source: the annotation of a GenBank genome assembly
AUGAAUGUUAUAUUUGAUUCUCCUAAACCUGAAGAGGCUAGUUCUCUAUCAAUUUAACAAUCUGAAAAUGAGGAAGAUAGUACUUUUCCUUUAACAAAAACAAUUAAGAAUAUGCUUAUGUUUAUGGUGAUUAAAGAAAUUCUGAUGUGCACAAUUUAGCCCAUUUAUAAAUUCAGGAAUUGAUAUCAGACAUCUUUUAACCAUAAAUUCUACAUGCUCUGUAUUUACCUGCUCCGAAACCUUGGGAAUAAAUUGGAUCAGACAUUAAAUUCAAAUUUCCUCCACCUUUAACUAAGAAUAAAAGAAUACUAUAGAACUACUUAAAUUGUGUUUUCAAAGAGUUUGUUAGAUUAUUUUAGAAAUUAUCAAGAAUUUCAAAGAGAUUGAAAAAACAUACUUCAAAAGUCAAUUAAGAUAAUAAUGUUGACUAUGAAACUGCUUUAAUGAAUAAAGCUUAAAAGGAGAAGAUUAAUAUAUAUGAGGAAUAAUACUCUUAACAAGAGGAUUCAAUUUCAAAUUCUUCAAUAACAUGA